AUGACUUCGCUCCUCAAGUGGGCUAGGACAACUAUAAAAAGAGGUCGCUCGCCCGUGCUUCGGUUUCCAACAAGUGGGUUCGAAGCAAUCAGGUCGUCACAAAUAUUCGAAGAAGAGCGCUUCGAGGAUUUCAAGAAAGGGCGCUACUAUCCUAUCAACAUCGGUGACGUCUUAGUAUUCAAAUACCAGGUCCUCGGAAAGCUGGGCUUCGGGACCAGCUCCACAGUGUGGCUCGCUCGUGAUCUAGAUGGUCAUCAAUAUGUCACAUUGAAGGUGUAUACAGCGGGUGGAACUGGCCAAGGGGAGGUUCAGACCUACAAAGUUCUGAGUCAAGGGGACAGAUCACAUCCAGGCUAUGCGCAUGUGAGGACUGCAUUAGAUGCAUUCACGAUUCCGCAUAAACGGAGCGGGCAUCAGGGAAGUGAGCAUCACUGUCUUGUCCAAAAACCUAUGUGGGGGAGCUUUCGAGAUUUAAUGUAUCGUGAUCCUGCACAUCGGCUUAGCGAGGAUCUUCUUAAGAGCGGACUUAGGCAGAUCUUCCUGGCACUUGAUUAUAUCCACAAUACAUGCCAGCUCGUCCAUACUGACAUCAAGAGCGACAAUAUUCUCCAAGAACUAGAAGAGGUGUCAAUACUUGACAAGCUUACUGACGCCGAGAUAGCGCAUCCAUCGGCGCGGAAAUCGGUUAACAAUAUGCCAAUCUAUGCCUCUCGACGAUUUAAGUUACCUCAAAAGUUUGGUAGGGCAAUUCUUAGCGAUUUCGGUUCAGCUGUACGGGGUGAUGAAAAGAGGAACCAUGAUGCUCAGCCCGCCGUCUACAGAUCACCAGAAGUCAUGUUAAGGACUGGAUGGAGCUACCCCAUUGAUAUUUGGAAUGUUGGGACUAUGGUAUGGGAUUUGUUUGAAGGUAAACACAUGUUCAUUGGAAUUAACCCUAAUGGCAAGGGUUAUUCAACCCACAUGCACCUCGCUGAAGUAAUCGGAAUACUAGGCCCUCCUCUGGAUUUGCUCAAGCGUGGAGAGCGAAGCCACGAAUUCUUUACUACAGACGAUAUGUUUGAUAGGACACUGGAAGAAUAA
This is a messenger RNA of Penicillium expansum, 1080 nucleotides long. RefSeq lists its product as uncharacterized. Lineage: Eukaryota; Fungi; Ascomycota; Eurotiomycetes; Eurotiales; Aspergillaceae. The coding region runs from base 1 to 1080 and encodes 359 amino acids. The record is from RefSeq and is a predicted model, not a curated record. Gene Ontology annotation, molecular function: ATP binding; protein kinase activity. The transcript is spliced from 5 exons. Gene Ontology annotation, biological process: regulation of mRNA processing; protein phosphorylation; spliceosomal complex assembly.